Molecule: messenger RNA, 387 nt
Organism: Rotaria sp. Silwood1
Lineage: Eukaryota; Metazoa; Rotifera; Eurotatoria; Philodinida; Philodinidae
Source: the annotation of a GenBank genome assembly
AUGAAUAGAAAAUUAGUUCAACAAAAUAAAUUACAUCAAGAUCCUGAUAUUAAUCUAAUAUCAUAUACAAAUCAACACGUUAAAAUGAUUCCAGCACGUCCAAAAAAUCUGAAUCCACAACAAGAAGAUAUAUCACGUGAAAGAAUAAAAGAUCAAAAAGAUUAUUUAUCAAAUGAUACUGAUACUUGUCAUCGUUAUAAUCGUAAUUAUCAACCACCAGUAUUUGUUCAAAAUGAAAUAUCAUCUGAUUCAAUUUAUUCAAAAGAAAAAAAAUUAAAUAUAAUAAAAAGUUGUUCAGGUGAACCAACAGAAUUUUAUAAUGAUUUCAAUUUAGAACAAGUUGAUCGUCAUGGUACAACACUUGAACUAUCAAGGUCUUCAACAUGA